Molecule: messenger RNA, 2299 nt
Organism: Cinclus cinclus
Lineage: Eukaryota; Metazoa; Chordata; Aves; Passeriformes; Cinclidae
Product: 1-acyl-sn-glycerol-3-phosphate acyltransferase alpha-like
Biological process (GO): phosphatidic acid biosynthetic process
Cellular component (GO): membrane; endoplasmic reticulum
Molecular function (GO): 1-acylglycerol-3-phosphate O-acyltransferase activity
Source: RefSeq, a predicted model, not a curated record
AUGGAUUUCGGAUUUUUUUUUUUUUUUUUGGAGGGGUGGGGGGGAUUUUGGGGAAUUUUUGGCUUCCCUGACCCCAUCACCCCACAGAUCACCCAAUUUAAAAUCCCCCAAAAUUAACUUGGAGCUGCUUAACCCCACAGUUACCCGCGGGUAGCCCAGAGCUGACUCUGGGGCUGGAUUUAGGUGCAGAUGAUCCAAUUUCUGUUCCGAUUUAAAAUCCCAAAGAUGAAUUUCGGGUUCGUUAACCCCUCAGGUGCCAUGGAGGUGACGGUGGGGACGGCGGCGCUGGCGCUGGCGCUGCUGCUGCUGCUGCCCCUGCUCUACGAGCGCUGCGGCUCCUAGUUCUUCUGCAAAAUGGGAUUUUACAACGGCUGGAUCCUGCUGCUGGCCCUGGUGGCCAUCCCCCUGUGCGCCCUCAGGGGCAGGGACGUGGAGAACAUGAAGAUCAUCCGGGGGCUGAUGCAGCACGUCAAGAGGCUCUAUGGGAUCCGCAUGGUGGUCAGGGGGGCGCAGAACUUCCCCCCACGGCAACCCUACGUGGUGGUCAGCAACCACCAGAGCUCGCUGGACCUGCUGGGGAUGAUGGAGGUGCUCCCCGACCGCUGCGUCCCCAUUGCCAAACGGGAGCUGCUCUAUAUGGGCGCCGUGGGCGUCGUGUGCUGGCUCGGGGGAAUCAUCUUCAUCGACCGCAAACGAACCCACGACGCCAUCAGCGUCAUGGCCGAGGCUGCGCACACCAUGCUGAGCCAGGACGUGCGGGUGUGGGUGUUCCCCGAGGGCACGCGGAACCACAGCGGCUCCAUGCUGCCCUUCAAACGCGGAGCCUUCCACCUGGCAGUGCAGGCCCAGGUCCCCGUUGUCCCCAUCGUCAUCUCGUCCUACCAGCACUUCUACAGCAAACGGGAGCGCAGGUUCACGGCUGGGCAGUGCCUGAUCCAGGUUCUGCCGCCGCUGCCCACGCUGGGCCUGGGUCCGGCCGACGUUCCCGCGCUGACCGAGCGCGUCCGAGCCGCCAUGCUGGACGCCUUCGAGGGGCUGUCGGCCGAGCUGCAGAGUGACCCCAAGAACAGCCAGAGUGACCCCAAGAACGGCCAGAGUGACCCCAAGAACACCCAGAGUGACCGCAGUGACCACCAGGAUGCCCAGAGUGACCGCAGUGACCCCAAGAAUGGCCAGAGUGAUCAGAAUGACCACAAGAACACCCAGAGUGACCACAGUGACCACCAGAGUGACCACCAGGACACCCAGAGUGACCGGAGUGACCACCAGGACGCCCAGAGUGACCGGAGUGACCACCAGGACACCCAGAGUGACCGGAGUGACCACCAGGAUGCCCAGAGUGACCGCAGUGACCACCAGAGUGACCACCAGGAUGCCCAGAGUGACCGCAGUGACCACCAGAGUGACCACCAGGAUGCCCAGAGUGACCGGAGUGACCACCAGGACGCCCAGAGUGACCGCAGUGACCACCAGGACACCCAGAGUGACCCCAAGAAUGGCCAGAGUGAUCAGAAUGACCACAAGAACACCCAGAGUGACCGGAGUGACCACCAGGACGCCCAGAGUGACCCCAAGAACGGCCAGAGUGACCGGAGUGGCCACCAGGAUGCCCAGAGUGACCGGAGUGACCACCAGGACGCCCAGAGUGACCACUGGAGUGACCCCCAGAGCUCCACAGAUUUCUGGCGUGACCCCCAACGUCUGACAGUGACCAAGAGUGACCCCACGGUGCCCCACGGGGUGACCCCACAGUGACCCCCAAGUGGCCCCAUGGAGGAGCCGGCAGUGGGGCAGGGACUGACCCCAGUGACCCCCCCAAAGUGAGGACAAACUGACCCCAAGGUGGGGACAAAGUGACCCCAAAAUGGGGGCGAACUGACCCCCGAGUGGGGCCCGGACUGACCCCCAAGUGAGGACAAAGUGACCCCCAAGUUGGGCCUGGAGUGACCCCUAGAGUGGGGCAGGGACUGACCCCAAAUGGGGCCUGGAGUGAGCCCCGAGUUGGACACGGUUUGACCCCCAAGUGGGGCCUGGACUGACCCCCAAGCUGGGGCUGAAGUGACCCCCAAGUGGGGCAGGGACUGACCCCGAGUGGGGCCUGACCCACGGCUGGGGCGUGGCCGGGGCGUGGCCGAUGCUGAUUGGCUGCUGCAGCCAAGCCCCGCCCCCCCCCCCCCCCAGGCCGUGUAUUUAUUUUGGGGGGUGGGGGAGGGGGGGGGAACGCGGAUUUUGCCAAAUUUCCCUCCCGGCCCUACCCGGGACCCCCCAGAUUUUAAUAAAAAAAUCCCCCAAAAAUCCU